AUGGCCAGCAACGCCUACACUCUGAAGAAAUCAGAGGAAUUUGUAAAUCUUGCAUUUGGUGUUCUUCUCAUGGCACGAUAUGUUUUGAGCCCUUAUGAAAAGCCCGGUGUACCCACAACCAAAGUGUCCUUGAAUAUCAUACUUCAUAGUUAUAGUUUCGGUUCCGUUGAAAAGAAUGCUCUUUACAUAUGGCCUAAGAAACGAUUGGAAGCAGUGAUGCAGAAGAAAAAAGCAGUGAAUCCAGUGGUGAAUGAUCUGGGAACAGAAGACGUUGGUUUCCCGAACAGAAAGAAGUUUAUGAAACUCUUCAACACUGGACCUGAAAAAAAUGUUACGGGAAUAAAAAUGAAUCUAACACUCGAAAAUUGUGCAGAUGCAUGUCUGAAAAUGGAGACAUGUAAAUCUUUUAUGGCCCACGAUAAUACAACCGAAUGCAUUUUGUACGAGACCUGGAGCGGCGAAAUCAGAUACCAAUCUUUAAAGGAAGAAAACUACUACUACUAUCAAAAAAUAUUAGAUGAGAAAUGUCCAAUCAAUGUAUUUUACGGCGGUAUGUUUAGGGAUAAUGAGGUGAUGUCCAAAUACAAGAUGACAACAUACGUUGAGUGUCUGAAAAAUUGUGGGAAAAGUACUAAAUGCUACUCUACUAACUACGACGUGAGCACAGCGGCAUGUUACUUAAUUGCCAGAAAUUCUACUGGCAUCGCUAUCAGACGUCAUUACACGAACUGGAUAGGCACUGAAGUCGAUAGAGACAAGUUUGACAACGACCCAAAUGUUUUGAGGGAUUUAAAUGAAAAAGGGUGUGAUCUGAAAUUUCUCUAUGUUCUCAACGUCAUAGAUGAGAGAACGUAUCCUAGCGAUGAUACUAUGCGGAGGGGAGUUCUUUUCUCCAAGCGGCAGAACACAUCAGUAUUGAAUAUAUUGCUGAAGGCCCAGGGAACAGUUGCCGAAGCUAAUUUUCCAAGCACAAGUAAGUUCAUGAAAGUCAGCAAAACCAGACCUCCUAAAUAUAUCAAGUGGACAGAGAAGAAAAUACCUCUCGAAAAUUGUGCAGAUACAUGUCUUAAAAUGCAGACAUGUAAAUCUUUUACUUACUACAAACAACGAUCCCACUGCAGACUGUACGAGACAUGGAGCGGCGAAAUCCGAAUGGCUCAUGCCAGAAAACAGUAA
Octopus bimaculoides (California two-spot octopus) is the source of this 1176-nucleotide messenger RNA. RefSeq lists its product as uncharacterized. The record is from RefSeq and is a predicted model, not a curated record. Lineage: Eukaryota; Metazoa; Mollusca; Cephalopoda; Octopoda; Octopodidae.